Messenger RNA from Branchiostoma floridae (Florida lancelet), 1489 nucleotides. RefSeq lists its product as uncharacterized. The transcript is spliced from 5 exons. The coding region runs from base 266 to 1489 and encodes 407 amino acids. Lineage: Eukaryota; Metazoa; Chordata; Leptocardii; Amphioxiformes; Branchiostomatidae. The record is from RefSeq and is a predicted model, not a curated record.
UUACCUAACAAAGGUAACGAGUAUUAUGACGUCAGUAAGACGUAAAGUUCCCCUUCGGUCCCGCCAUUGUGGUAUGGGGUCGUAACGGAAUUUCCCCAGCUCUGUGCAAGUUGCACUCGCACUCAUAUCACUAUGACGUCUGUAGACUUGUUCAAACCUCCAGAUUCGUGACUACAGCCGCAGAGAAGGUCGCAGUUCAAGUUGCUCCGUGAUUCAGAUAUUUUGCACGAUCCCUGUACCAGUGUAUAAAGUUUAAUCACAAACAAUGGCGAGGGCUGAAACCACGCGAGAUUUGGUGGUGUUUGACGAGAUCCAGAAGAGCUACCGGCCGGAUGAGAGUAUCUUCCUUGUCUACACGCUGGACCACGCCUACACGCCUAGCAAACGGGACUGGGUUGGACUCUUCAAGACGGGAUGGAAAGCCUUCCACGAGUACAUAGCCUUCGAGUGGGCUCCCAAACAGCCCAAGCGAGAGAAGUUCCCGUUAGUUCGUAGUGUGUACUUCUUGGCGAAGGACAUGGCCCUGCCCUCUAGCGGCACUCAGGAGUAUAGCUUCCUGUACGUCUCUCGCAAGAAGGGUGUGGUGGGAAGUUCGACUACCUUCAGAAUCAGUGAGUACCCUGACCAACUGAGCAUGCGCUGCCGUGACGCCGGUCAUGACGACUUCACCAUCAUCGAGACCAGCGUCAGCGGACAGGACGCCGACAACUUCGUCGUUGUCGACGCCGACGGCACCGAUUCAGGGCGCGCCAGCCCGGUACCAUGGCAACGGUCAGACGCAGGUGACCUCGAUCUCGACCUUGGCGAUGCCCUUGCCGAGUUAUUCCUCACAGGGUCGGUAGAAAACGCGGAAUCGCUGGGAACUGGGUACCGAAAUGGACGUCGGCGAUCUUCAUCCUCGCUGCUGUUGUUGGAGAACCCCGACAUAGUUCGGUCCUUUUCCUCGACGCUGAUUGGCGGUUUGGAUCUUCUCGUCGCGGGGGCAGAAACAACCGAGUGCAACGCGACUGUUGCCGAGUCUUUCGCGACUUCUGCCGAAGAGAAAUUGUCGGUUGUGCCGUACAAGAGUUUCUUCCAAGACUACAGUGGCAAAGUCAAGACUUUGGAAGAAGAGGUCGAAGAGCUCAGCGACUGUCGGCGGUUUGGUGUACCGCCCGGGCUAGACAAAACACUCUGCCGGCAAAAGAUUAGCAAGAACAAGGGGAAGAAGAAGUCAGACGGGAAAAAGAAUGCCAUGGGCAUCGGUCCUCUAAGCCUGCGUGACACCAUCUUACAACAGAAGGCUUUGCUCCAGGUCAACAUCGACGCUUUCCUUGCCUCUCCAUGGACCGGGCAGGAGUCUUCCCGCGCGUGCGCACCAGCCAUUCUCUACGCACCCCCGAGCAUGUUUCUUGGCAAGGCGAGCGAUGGAACCUUACGUAUGGAAGGGAUAGAAACGGUGUGGAAGACUGUUGCUGAAAAACAGUUUAAGUCUUUGCAGGUUUGUUAG